ACACCGAUAGCAAAACUGACGUUUCCUCUUUUCCUCUUCUGUGAAAUCCUCCAGCCAAGCUGUGCGCUAACUGAGUAGGCGAAUUCACUUCGUCACUUCACAAAAGACUUCCAAAUUCACUGCGGCAGACACUGGAAAAUAAAAAUGUUAAGUACAUCCUAGCUGAGAGGGAGAGACCGAAGGCUCCGUGUUCAAUCAAAGGUUUGCAAUAAUAGGAUUCACUUAAGGAAAAAAAAAAAAAAAAAAAGACAGAUGGGAUUAAGAAAUGCUGCGGUGAGAGUGUCAUGAGAGGCACAAGCAGCCUGCCUUUUGUGGACCUGCACAAUGAUCCCAGAGCCAGACUGGCUUAGGAGACCCUGGGACUAGGGCUCCAGAGAGACGCCACGGGCUCCCGGACACCCUGCAGGGCAGGGGGCUGAGACCAUGCAUCAGAUCUACAGCUGCAGUGAUGAGAAUAUUGAAGUUUUCACCACCGUGAUUCCUUCCAAGGUGUCCAGUCCAUCCAGGAGAAGAGUCAAGAGCUCUCAACACCUCUUGGCCAAGAAUGUGGUGAUCGAGUCCGACCUGUACCCACCACCGAGGCCCCUGGAGCUACUGCCUCAACGCUGUGAGCGCAGGGACACAGGCGACCGCAGGUGGUUGCAGACUGGCCGGGACACAGGCGACCGCAGGUGGCUGCAGACUGGUAGGCUGCAGACUGCCAGGCCACCCGGGGCGCAUUCCACCAAAACGCCCUCCAGACCUGUGGGGAUUUCUGAACCCAAAACUUCAAAUCUGUGUGGGAAUCGAGCAUAUGGGAAGUCACUGAUUCCUCCAGUGGCUAGGAUCUCGGUGAAAGCCCCAGCUGGGGCGGAGGUGGCAGCCAAGGGCUCAGAACAUGGAGCUGUUCUGGGAAGAGGAUCCAGACACCUCAAGAAGAUAGCAGAAGAGUACCCAGCCCUUCCCCAAGGAGCAGAAGCCUCCCUGCCAUUAACAGGCAGUACUUCCUGUGGCGUCCCUGGCAUCCUACGAAAAAUGUGGACCAGGCACAAGAAGAAGUCUGAAUAUGUGGGAGCCACCAACAGCGCCUUUGAAGCCGACUAAACUCGACAUUUCAUAGGCACCUUGCAUUGGCCAAGGUUCAGAGGAAGAUAGAAGAGUCGAGGACUGGGACUGAGCCACCCUCCCCUCUGCUGGUUGCUGGUCCAAACACAUCAUCAUUCCUUAUACUCUGACAUGGGGCAUGGAAAGUAACAUCCUCAGAAGGCAAGAAAGCUGUUCCUCAGAACUGCUAAAGCCAUUGGUUUUAAAGUCAUAUUGGUCAAUUAUAAAGGUUAUAUCACUAGGCAAGGCUAUACCAAAAGCAAACUUUCCUGGCCCGUUUAAAAGGAAAACAAGAAGGCGGUUGAUCUGUCUUCUUUGUGAGUUUUCCCAAGACGUAUGGUUUCUGGUGUAAAUGUAAAAGUUUGAUUCUGAGGUACUCAGAACACAACAGUUCUUACUUUUCCCAUCCCAUGUCUGUUUUCCCUUGAUGAAAUACAAAAGGCUUCAUCUUUACUUUGUUCUACUAUCUACUUAACAGCAACCAUUGCUUUGCUAACCGUGGGCAUGACUGCAUGAACUCUCUUCUUUUAGGUGCGUUCUUUUCUAUAGAAAAGCACUUAAAAUCCCAAUGUUAAUUUUAAUGUCCAAUAUUUUGUGAUGUGGCGCAAUUGGCCAGCUUUGUACGGUGACUUUUAUCCAGAGAGCAUUCUCCCUUCGUCGUCUCUUCUCACAAAACCUCUGCUAAGAAAGCACUGUGGUCCCCAACUUACAGAUCGGGACACUAGGGUAUCUGGAUGACAGUAUGUGACUUGCGGGACCGUCACCAGGUCUGAGCUUCUCUAAAAGAACUGAUUUAAGAAAGUCUUUAAGUGGAGAGAAGAAUCUGACAACGUAGGAACAAAGAAGUGAUUCGAAUGAAAUACAUCAUUGUGCAUCAGAUAAAGACGGGUGCAGAGAACAGGGAUCCGAGCACUUCAAGAGGUUCAGACAGGAGGGUCACAUGUUUGAGACACGCCUGCGCAGCCUAGCAAUGUCCUGUCUCAAAGACAAACAAAGCAUGCACGCACACACGCGCACAGAGAGAGAGAGAGAGAGAGAGAGAGAGAGAGAGAGAGAGAUUAUGCAUAGAUGAAACCAGAAAAAAUCGCCAUUUUUGUAAGUUGCAACAGCUGAAAAUCAAAUUUCCUGUGGCUCAAACUAAUAUUUACUAUCAUUUAAAAAUGAUCAUGUAAGAAAUAGUGGUAAUCAAAGCUAUCAUUUGUUAAAUGCCUACCUGCCCUGUGCCGGGCACUGUGUCGAACACCACGCAUGAAUUAACGACUAACUUGGGUGAAUUUUUCUCACUGUAUAUGUUGAUACUAACUCAAAAAGGUUAAGUGAUUAGAUUGAAGUCACCUAACUCUAGGUGUCCAACUUUGAUGCCCAUAUUAUAUCUUCUCCUUCACACAAAAUAAGGAACAAGGAAGGAUGGAAAUCAGCAAAGAAUCUUCCUCUGCAACGGCCGGGGAGAGGCUGCCUGGAGCGCAGCGUGGAGAUGCGGUAUCAGAGUGCGGAGAUUGUUUAGUGGUAUCUGCCUGUGAAGUGGGCGGUAACAUAGACCUUAUAUAUUUCUCAGCUGCGGCUUAAAUUCUGCCCCCCCCCCCGGAAGUCCUGUUCCCUAAUUAAGAGGUUUAAAUUAAUCCAACCUUCUUAAUGAAAGCAGACACUCUGUAGUAAACUCUGCCCGAAGAUUAUGUUGCGAAUCCCCAGGUCUUGGCACAAGAGCGAGUCUGAACGGUUUGGGUGUCAGGCUUGCUUCUGCUGCUCUGUGGAUUCCGCUUCCCUGUUCCUGACGCUCUGGAUAAACUGAAAGACGGCGGUAAGUCAAACCCAGACAUCCAGGCUCUUGCCUUGCUGACUGCUGCCCUUCCAACUCUGCUUUAGACCCCUGAGCAUCUGACCCACAUGUCCAAACAUAGUCUGGACACUUGGGCAUCCAGUGCUUUGUCCCAGCGAACCAUCUAAUGUCACAUACAAUAUUAAGUUGGAAUCCAGAACAAAGUUAGGGAUAAAACAUGUCACAGAGCCUCCAACGGUUGAAUUUAUUUAACUUAAAAUUGAUGUCUUAAAUGAGUGUGUGUGUGGCACCUGGAGAUUUAUUUUAUAUGUAGAC
This is a messenger RNA of Mus pahari (shrew mouse), 3175 nucleotides long. It is a transcript of the gene Vxn, whose product is annotated as vexin. The transcript is spliced from 6 exons. Gene Ontology annotation, biological process: neurogenesis; neuron differentiation. The coding region runs from base 424 to 1083 and encodes 219 amino acids. NCBI's taxonomy places the organism in Eukaryota, Metazoa, Chordata, Mammalia, Rodentia, Muridae. The record is from RefSeq and is a predicted model, not a curated record.